AUUGUUACAGACACGAAGACAAAAAUAAUGCUGAACUCGGAUAAACCGCACCGAUCUAAAAAACGAGAACUUCCCGUGUUACGCAGCGCCGUGAAAACUUUUGCAACAGUUUGGUAAGCAUCCUCAUUUUCCGUGAUGAAUUCCCACACGUCCCAUCACGCCUUGCAGCGCUUGCCUGUCACUACAGAGAGGGAAAAAAACAGCCACUCAACCCUCUGACGUCACGCCUCGCCUCCUAUCUCCGCGGUUUGGGUUUUGCAAGAGGGAAGCAGGGAGCCGGGAAUCCAGUGCGAGUCGGAGCUCCCGAGUGCUUGGAGAAGUCAAACAACCCGAGAUCCUCACUGGAAUCCCAUCUCCCAGCUCCCAGCUCCGGAGCGGAGCCUUGCGGCGCGCAGAGAGCGCUUGCGGGGCGCUCACCGAUUUGGAGGCGAGACCGAGCUCCGGCGGCGGAAAAGGACGGAAGAUCCCGACCGGCAGAGGCCGCAGGAGCUCCGCCCUGUGGGGGGAGAGAGAGAGGAGGGGGGCAGACUGGGAGUCCGGAGCGCCGCGCAGACACACACGCAGACAGCCGCGGACCUCGCAGCCCGAGUGCCAGACAGCAGCCUCGCAGCCCCGGGCCGGACUUCGCACUUGCCUCGCCGGCGACAGCAGGCUGGGAAUCCCGAGCGGCGGGCACCGGGACACGCCAUGGGGAGCGCAAAGCAGCUGCGCUGAUCAGCCCGGGACACAGCCGCCCUGCGCCGCGCUGCGGGGAUCGGGACACGCCGGCGGAUUGAGGACGCCUUUGGCUGGGAUUGACCCUCCCGAGCGAUGUUUUGAAAGUGGUGGUCUAGCUCUGCCCCCACCCCCACCACCUCGCUCGCUGGAUUUAUUAUCAUUUUUUAUUCUCUCCCAGUUUUUCGCUACCCCCACCACCACCACCUCCACCUCCCUUUCCCCAGCCUCGCCACCUCCUCUCCCGGACACACACGCACGCAAACGCCUCCCUCUCCGGAGGACAUCAGCCGCUGUCGCGGCGGUCUGGCUGCUUGGAGAGACCCCCAGUCCGCGCCCGUGGGUGCGCAGUCGGCAGGGAAGAUGGACGCGGGGAUCGAGAGAGAGUGCAGCACUUUGGGAGGGCUCUUCCAGACCAUCAUGAACGACAUGAAGUCCAGUUAUCCGGCCUGGGAGGAUUUUGUCACCAAAGGCACGAAGCUGCAGUCCCAGCUCAGGACAACAAUCCUCGUCACAAGCUCGUUCCUGGACGCCUUUCAGAAGGUGGCCGACUUGGCGACGAGCACAAGAGGGGCAACCAAAGAGAUCGGCUCGGCUCUGACGAGGAUGUGCAUGAGGCACCGGAGCAUCGAAUCCAAACUCAAGCUCUUCACGACAGCCCUGACGGAGAGUCUGAUAAACCCCCUGGAGCUGAAGAUCGAGGAGUGGAAGAAGGUGGCCAGUCAGCUGGAUAAGGACCACGCGAAAGAAUAUAAGAAGGCUCGUGCGGACAUCAAAAAGAAGUCUUCGGACACAAUCAAGCUGCAGAAGAAAGUCAAGAAAGGGAAGGACAAUGCCCGCCUUCAGCUGGACAGCGCGCUGCAGGACGUCAACGAGAAGUACGUGGUGCUGGAGGAGACGGAGAAGAGGGCGGUCUGCCGGGCCCUGAUCGAGGAGAGGGGCCGGUUCUGCUCCUUCGUCUCCAUGUUGAAGCCCGUCCUGGAUGAAGAGAUUGGGAUGCUGGGAGAGGUGACCCACCUGCAGACCAUCCUCGAGGACCUCAGCACCCUGACCGCUGACCCCAACAAGCUGCCCCCCGCCAGCGAGCAGGUGAUCCUGGACCUGAAGGGCUCAGACUACAGCUACGCCUACCAGACGCCCCCAGCCUCCCCCAGCAACACGCUGUCCCGCAAGAGCAGCAUCAGCAGUAACUACCAGCCUGCCUCGGUGCGCCACGUCCCCUCCCUGGACUCCAUCUCCAGCGCAGUGGACGGGAUUCACCUGCGGCCGCCCUCCGGACUCCAGACCCCCGACGGGACCACGCAGCGCUCGCCCAGCCCGCUGCGCGCCGAGGCCUGGGAGGGCAGCCGGUCCCUGAGUGAGGGAAACUCCCCCACCUCCGCCCGCUCGGUCCCGGGGCUCGGCUCGGCUCACCUCAGCCUGCGGAUCAACAAGAGCACUGAGCAGGUGGCCAACAGCCUGCAGCCGCGGCCCGGAGACGCCCCCCCCGGCGGCGCGAAUGGCACGGCCGCGGCCCCCCCUCCGCUCGCCUGCUCGCAGCCCGGGGAGCGGGCCCGGGCCCUGUCCACCUCCGGCAAGCCCCAGACAGCCAGGGAGCAGCUGGCCCUGACCCUGAGUGGGGGCCUGAAUUCGGAGGCCCCCCGUUCCAGCCGAGACUCGCUGCACUGCUCCAGCGGAUACAGCACCCAGACCACCACCCCCUCCUGCUCUGAGGACACCAUCCCCUCGCACGCUGUAAAGAAAGAACCACCUCUUUAUGACUACGACUACAUCUCCCUGCACGGCGGGGAGGAGGAGCACGACCAGCCCGACUUCGACAAGUCCUCCACCAUCCCGCGCAACAGCGACAUCAGCCUGAACUACCGCAAGAUGUUCCAGGCCAAGCGGCCGGCGUCCACCGUCAGCCUGCUGGCCGACCCCGAGCCCCUGCUGCGCCCGCCGCACGUGGCCACCAUCCGCCGCAAGCCCUCCAGCAAGCCCAGCUUCCGCCGCGGCACCAUCAGCGGCGGGGUGCCCAUCCCCAUCAGCACCCCGCAGGUGCCCAUGCGGGCGCCGGGCCCCUGCCCCCCGCGGGACGGCCUGGGCGCGGGGCGCAGCGGCAGCGAGGAGGCGGUGUGCGGCCCGCCGCCCUCGGGGGGGGACAUGCUGAGCAUGAUCCGGCGCGGCGUCAAGCUGCGGAGAACGCUGACCAACGACCGCUCCGCGCCCCUCAUCCCCCCCGCCAGCCGCGUCAAGUGA
This is a messenger RNA of Lepisosteus oculatus (spotted gar), 2952 nucleotides long. The record is from RefSeq and is a predicted model, not a curated record. NCBI's taxonomy places the organism in Eukaryota, Metazoa, Chordata, Actinopteri, Semionotiformes, Lepisosteidae.